Carassius gibelio (silver crucian carp) is the source of this 8380-nucleotide messenger RNA. It is a transcript of the gene paqr4b, whose product is annotated as progestin and adipoQ receptor family member IVb. NCBI's taxonomy places the organism in Eukaryota, Metazoa, Chordata, Actinopteri, Cypriniformes, Cyprinidae. Gene Ontology annotation, cellular component: membrane. The record is from RefSeq and is a predicted model, not a curated record. Gene Ontology annotation, molecular function: signaling receptor activity. The transcript has 12 exons. The coding region runs from base 6349 to 7095 and encodes 248 amino acids.
CCGGAAAUGGGCGUUGCUUAGCGGCGCGGACGCUCAUUCUGAUUUGGGCCUGUCCCUGUCCUGACCCUGUCAGAAGAAGAUGUCGCAUUUGGCUGCAAGAGAAAACUGGGGAAUCUGUUCCUGAUGCCAGCUGGCCAGAGAAUGGGGAUCAGUGGAGCGACAAAGGAGAAGAGGAGGAUGAUGAAUGUGGACUAUUGCAGGCAAUGGCUGAAGAGGAUGAGGAGAUUGACCUCUUCAAUGAGGAGACAUUUGGCUUGGGUAUUGUUAUAUUAUAAAAUCUGUAAACCUACAGGAAUUGGAUAUCAUGCACAAACUGUGACUGGAAUCCAACAUAUAAUGUGUUUAAAAUAUAAGCUAAAUGUCUGAAGCUGAAAUUCUCCCAUGUAUUUAUUUUUCUGGGAUGGGUAGAGAUGAAAAUUUGUUAGAUUGAUUUUAAUCUCUUUAAGCAUUAUCACUACAAUUUUUUUUAAACUGACUCUCUAAUGUCACUAUGCAAAUAAAUGAACCCAGAUGAUGCCACGAGUGGUGAAAAUCCAGAUGCUGACCCUAUGGAUCUCCUCCUGCUGUUUAGUGAUAACUCCCCAACUCCACGAUCUUCACCACUUCCACCUCCCAGAUCACCUUCCCCUCACAGUUCCUAUUCACCCUCCAGACCAGGAUCUCGUGUCUGGCCCCACACUCCUACAGGCUGGUCUCAGAGAGGAAGAGCAGCUCGAGGGCAGCUGUUUGAGGACCCAGCUGUUGUGAAGACUGUGAAAGACAUGAUCUGGGAAUAUGGGUCCCAGCUCACUGGCUUUCUGUGAAUUAAAGAGGAUGCUUGCCAGACCCUCCUUCCUGUCACAUGAUACAUCUCUGCAUAUCCUGGGUGUAGUGACCAAACACCUUCCAUUAUUGAUGAGCAGAGAUGCAGAUGAGCUUUAACCUCUUCUCAGACUCUGCCUGUUCGGUAUCCAUCUCUCCGUGUUGUGAUUGAUCGACUUGCAUUCAGUCAGCUAAUCCAAAUUCUCAAAGAGUUCACCACAUCACUGCCUGACUCGAAAGACACACAUUUAACAUUGGCCUGUCAAAAUAAGUUUGGUCUGUCGCUGUUGUAUGCUCUGCUCUCACAGGGCGAAAGGAUUUUAUCUUCUGACUUUCCCAUGGAGCCCAGCAUUGGAGAUUUUGAGGCCUGGACGGAAACAGUAUUCCAUGUGGCCCGGCAGCUAUCCCAGACAACGCCUGCUGAGCCACUUCUUCUGCCCUCCAACCUGCUAACACUGUUCUGUUGAUAUCUGGACAAACGGACUGUGCACCAACUAAAGAACAACUUGGAGUGAGUACAAACACUGCACUCAGUACUCUGCACUUGGCAUAUCUCUUAGGACAGGGGUGUCCAAACAUGUUCAUGGAGGGCUAUUGUCCUGCAGAGUUUAGCUCCAACCAUAAUUAAACACGCCUGAACCAGAUUCAAAUUCAAAUGAACUGAUGAAGAUUUUAAUUUUGCAAAGUGCUAGAACCUUUCAAUGCUGCAUCAUCAUAUUCCAACUUAUUUUUUGCCAUGAAACUCACACUGAACUCAGCGGCUCUCACCAUUCUAAAAUGAGACUAGAAAAGACACAAGAAAAUCAAAACAUUUUAAAUCUACAUGCAAUUUACUGAAGCAGCCAACUCUCUGCAGGUAUGGGAUCCAUAUAAAUUGUUCCUCAUACUUUUGUACAUGUUGUCAUGUUUGUAAUAGUUUUAGAAGGGGUUAACUGAGAACUAUUUUCGAACUUUCAGCAGUUAUUAAAGACAACUUUGUGUAGUGUCCCAAAAAAUAACUUGCUGUGGCUCUUUGCAGAAAGUACUAAAACACAUGGUUAGUGUGGUGGAAAACAGUAAAAUCUAAUGUUAUCAGAUUUUUUAUCGGUGUAUCCAGAUUGAGAACCGCUGUUGUUGAAGCCAUGUUUUCCUAUCUGAUAUUUUUCCUCGUUCUAAAAGAAAAUUCUGUUGACACAAAACCACUGAAAUUGAUUCAAAAUGAUAUAGUAUAAAUGCCAAACCAGUUUGUCGCUUUAAUUCUGUCAAAGAGAUGCACUAAAAACAGGUAACAGUUGCAUGUGCAUAAACCUUGUGCGCUGUAUACAAACAUCUUUGCUUUAGUAAUAUAUAUAUUAUUUUUAGAAAAGCUAAUAGACUCUGUAGCUUCUGCAGCAUGAACACAAGCAUGAAGUCCGCUGUUGCUGUUACUGUAAGUGAUGUAGUGGUGUCUGACUAGGGUUUAGACGUGGGGUGAUGACAUCAUUGUUUCACAAAAUAUACGGAUUGGCUGUACACCAAAAAUGCAAGGGAAUCGUUUUCAGAUUUAUCCACUCUGGAACCCAAUAAAAAAAAAAAACUUGCGGUUUCGGCCCCCAAAAAACUGGAUCCGUCUGGAAGAAACUCAGAUUUUUGUAUUUAUUUUAUACAUAUACAGCUAAGCAUAUCUCUGUGUAAACUGGGCCUAAAAGUUUAUACCAGGGAUGUCCAAACUCAGUACUGGAAGGCCGGUGUUCUGGAAAGUUUAGCUCCAACUUGCUUACACUUGCCUGAAAGUCUCAAUUUUACCUAUUAAGGCCAUGAUUAGCUGGUUCAGGUGUGUUUAAUUCAAAGAGCUAAACUUUGCAGGACACCCACCCUCCAGGAACAGGAUUGAACACCCAUGGUUUAUACUAAAGUUUUAAUUUGGCUAAUUGUAAGGUUUUGUUUUUUUUUCCCUUUCAAGGUAUAUUUUAAAGGUGAUCUAUUGUGCGUCAUAUGUAAUAUGUAUUUGUCACUAUUGCAGAGCACAUGCAAAUUAAAAUGUAAAAAAAAAAAAAAGGAACUGACUUUAAUCUAGAUUGAUGACUAAAAGAUGUGAGACCCUGUUUUGUUUUGGACAUAUUUUGAUUUGUUUUAUUCAUGAUAUAGCAUGGCCUUGAGAGCUUUUAGCAUUUUUAAAAGCAAUUUCUUAAGGGCACAUUUUGACUUGAGCAAAUUCAUGAAUACCACAAUGGUGUUGGACACUGUACUGAUCUCUAUUGAUUUACAUUUAUUCAUUUAGCAGACGCUUUUAUCCAAAGCGACUUACAGAUGAAGACAGUGGAAGCAAUGAUAUAUAAGUGCUAUAACAAGUCUCAGUUAGGUUAACACAGUACAAGUAGCAUGGGAUUUUAAAUAAUAUAAUAAAUAAAAAGAAAACGGCUAGAAUAAAAAAGAAAAAGAAAGAAUAUAGCUCCUGACGCGAGGAAGCAACCGACGCCGGGGUCUACCACGAGGUCGAGGGGCCGGUUUUUCCGGAUGCGUCUGAUGAAACUCCUCAGUGAUGAAGUCGAUGGCGAUGUGAGACCAUGGGCGUUGUGGUGUGGGCAGUGGUUGUAACAGUCCUGCUGGUAGUUGUCUGGGGGUUUUAGACGUGCUGCAGAUGGUGCAGUUUUGGACGAAUUUGGUGGUAUCAAUUAGAAGAGUGGGCCACCAGAAUUGGUUCUUGAGCAGAUGCGCUGUGGCAGUGAUUCCGGGGUGUCCUGAACUGGUUUACACAUGUACCUGGGUUAACAGGUGUUCUCGUAGGGAUUCUGGAACAUAGGUGAGAUUAGCGGGACAUUCAGGAAGGGGGCGGGUUCUGAAUAUUCAGGUUGUUUAUUUCAGACAUGAUGUCCCACUGCACAGGGGCAAUGAGAAGUUUCGUGGGAAGAAUAGUCUCAUUGACGAUUGAGCAGCCCAUUUCUUCAGUUUGACGAGAGAGGGCAUCGGCCUUGGUAUUUUUUGAACCAGGUCUAUACGUCACAGUAAACUGAAAUCUUGUGAAGAAUAAUGCCCACCUUGCUUGUCUGGGGUUUAGUCGUUUGGCCAAGCGGAGAUAUUCGAGAUUCUUGUGGUCGGUGAAAACUACAAAUGGGUGUGAUGCUCCCUCCAGCCAGUGGCGCCAUUCCUCUAGUGCUAAUUUCAUGGCCAGAAGUUCACGAUUGCCCACAUCGUAAUUCCGUUCUGCUGCCGUUAAUUUGCGAGAAAAGAAAGCACAGGGAUAUAACUUCGCUGGUGAUCCAUGGCGUUGAGAAAGUAUGGCGCCUACCCCGGUGUUAGAAGCGUCGACCUCGACAAUGAAUGGAUGGCCUGGAUCCGGAUGUCAGAGGAUGGGCGCUGAAGUGAACAGAGUCCUUAGUGUAGUGUAUCGAAGGCCUGUUGCGAUACCGAGGACCAGGUUAAUUUGGUGGAUUGAUGUUUAGUCAUGGCGUUCAGAGGAACGGCGAUAGAACUAAAGUCUCUAAUGAAUCGCCGGUAGAAGUUUGUGAAUCCUAGGAAGCGUUGCAACUCUUUGACCGUCAGAGGAAGCGGCCAUUCCAGGACUGCCUUUACCUUUCUCUCAUCCAUUGCUACCCCCUCCUUGCUGAUCACAUUCCCCAAGAAAGUGGUGCUUGUUUGAUGAAACUCACAUUUCUCAGCCUUCGCAUAGAGUUGGUACUGAAUUAGGCGUUGUAACACCGCUCUGACCUGACGAAUGUGUUCCUCAAGGGAAUUUGAGUAUUCCAGAAUGUCAUCGAUGUACACGAUUACUCCUCUGUUGAGCAUAUCCCGAAACAUAUAAUUCAUGAAGGAUUGUAAAGUGUUUCCAUAUUAAUAUAAAUUCUGUCCAGUUUUGUGUAACUUUAUUGGCUUGUGUUUUUCAUCAUUAAAAUUAAGUUAAAUUUUAAAAGUUUUACAAUCACGUUUUUUUGGUUUCGGUUUUUGGCCAAGUGCAUCCAGAAUUUUAGGUGGCGCUCUCCAAAAUAUGGGGUGUCCCAGUGGUGGAACCAAGGGACAAACUUUUUGUUUGCAUUUUAUAAGUAUGGUAUUACUUUUUCCUUUAUCUUAUUUUUCCAUAUCAUUUGAAUCCUAUGUGUGUUGGGUCUUCAAAGAAUAUGGCACUAAAGCUGGGAAAAUGGGCAAGGAGCCAAGUCUUAUGCUAAACAGCAUGUGAUUAAUUACUAAUGGCCUAAUGGUUAGAGGGUGGGACUCCCAAUCAAAGGGUUGUGAGUUCUAGUCUCGGGCCGGACGGAAUUGUGGGUGGGGGGAGUGCAUGUACAGUUAUCUCUCCACCUUCAAUACCACGACUUGGGUGCCCUUGAGCAAGGCAUCGAACCCCCAACUGCUCCCCGGGCGCCGCAGCAUAAAUGGCUGCCCUGUGCUCACAGUGUGUGUGUGUGUGUGUGUGUGUGUGUGUGUAUGUGUGUGCAUUUCGGAUGGGUUAAAUGCAGAGCACAAAUUCUGAGUAUGGGUCACCAUACUUGGCUGAAUGUCACGUCACUUUCACUACUUUACUCAUUUCAACUGAUAGCUGUCAAUAUUACAUAAUGCACCUUUAACUGUAGUGUAGCCCUAUUUAGAUCAAUAUCUGUAUUAUUGGUGGAGGAUUUGUUUAUUAGGAGUAAAGCACUUAAGGUCUGUAUUAUAAAAUGAAGUGACUGGGGCACGUCUAAACUGAUUUGGGUUUGGCUGUGUUCAGGAUAUGGAGGAUUUGCUAAUGGAGGUGCAGCAAGGCAGCCUAAAAAAGGUCAUGAAAUGGAUGUCACCACCUUAUUUAUAUAUUACUUUGAUUCUGCAGUGCCUUUAAUAAUUAAUUCAAAAAAGAACUGAAUAUUAUACUGGUCUUAAGUAUUUUUCCUAAGCUCUUUUCAAGGUAUGGGAUAUCCCUGUGGUGGAACCAAGGGACCUUAAGCAGGAUAUGAUGCUAAAGCUGGGCCCAGAAAUGGACAAGGAGCCAAGCCUCAUGGUUAUUGUGUUCCUGGACAUAUGUUAGAAGGACCUUAUGAAGCAGCCAAUUCAGGAUAUAUGCCUGUUAUCAACUGGAAAAGAGGGUGUUUCUAGAAGAAAUGGACCUAAAGGGGAGAUUUUAAGCCAUGAAGCACUGUGGCUUAAUGUGAGCCAAAUACAGGAUUACUUCCUGAACUACCACCAGUUCUGCAACAAACAAAAGGACAAAAUCUUAAUGCACCACUUCAACAGGGCAAAACCCCUAACUUUAUGGCACCUCUGCCUGCUCCAAAGCCAUUUAUGCAAGGUCCAGGUUUUUAUAAACCUAAUAAAGCUUAUAAACUAUCCAUAUCUGUAAUUCCACAAAACAAAGCUUCAAAACCAGUUGCAAAAGAAGUCCCUCAAGCAGUGCCUGCACCAGAAUCAGCUCUCAGUUCUCAGACAAAUUCUCCUCUAACAUCACAAACAGUUGCACUAGAGCUCGAACAAGUCCUGUUACCGGUAACUCUAGUGGCACCACAACCAGUUAUGCUACAAGUCAGUAUUUCUGCACAGGUGCCUCUGGUGCCAAAUGCAGCUGUUCCUCAAAUAACUCCAGAGAAGCAAUAAACCAAGAUUCAGUCCGACCCAGCUUUGCCGCAAAUGAAGAAUCCAUCCACAGCAAAUCCUGAAAACAGAAGCCUGGAGGCCUUGCAACAAGGUCCUGAGAUUGAUGGACAGAAACCAAUUGACCAAUUUGGUAUCCCCUUCAUCUGUUUUUUGCUGUUUUUGCCUUUGAGUAUCCCAUGGGCUGAAGUCGAGUGGUGGAUAGGAGUGGUUCAUUAUUUGGCUUGUCUCUCUCCCACCGUUUGUUCAGUCUUCUACCAUCUCUUCAUGAACCAUGAGGGUGGAGCACCUAUUUAUGACACACUGCUGUGCUUUGACAUGUUUGGUGUCUGUCUCGUCAACACUCUUGGUGCUCUGCCAAUCAUUCACAUAACUUUGUUGUGUUACCCAUCAUCACGGCGUGUGGCGAUGUUGGCAUAUCUCCUGCUCUCUGGCUACGGUGUUCACUGUGCUGUCUCUGCUCAGAGUAAUGUGCACCGCCUGCAAUCUUUCGCCUGGCAGGCGAUCUUCCGGCUGGUUCUCUUUAUGUUGCGUCUGACGGGUGCAGGCAGAGGAAGCCCCACAUCCCUUCGCCUCUACCUCACCAUGGAUACUCUUGCAUUGCUUGGAGGACUAGUCAAUAUUUCCCGCCUUCCAGAGCGCUUCAGUCCUGGACGCUUUGACUACUGGUUUAAUAGUCACCAGAUUAUGCACAUCAUGGUCGUCCUCUCCAUUGUGUACUUGCAUUGGGGCAUGCUGGAGGAUUUAACAUGGUUAAAGGGAUAUCACUGUCCUGGUGAAUAAAAAUACAAAAACAAAAAAACAAUACCUGAUAAUUUAUUAUGAUAUUUAAAGAACUGCAGGGAAAUUACUGUAAAACCCAAAGUGUGAUGUUAAUAUUUUAAAUGGUGAUAUCAGUUGUUUAUGCCAUGGCACUUUCUUUAAAAUACAUAUUUACAGCUACAAGGUGACAUGAAGUUGCACUACAGAUGUUAAUGGCACACAACCUUGUACUGUAUGUCAACAUAAAAAGACAGGGAAAGAGUAUUUUACCUUUGGUUGAUAGUCUAAUAUUUUACUAUUUUAUGCAUGCACAAUCAUAUGGUAAUUUGCCCUGUACAUUAUUUCCCUGCUGCCAUAUUAGAACAGAAGUAAACCCAUUUUAGAAUUGAGAAACACAGAAUACCAUAGUGCAAAUCGCGAAAAAAGUGAAGCUCUUUAUAAAAAAAAAAGAGUACAAUUCUUGUUUCUUAAAAGCUUUUUCUGGUGAAGUUGUCAAAAUAUUGAAUAUUGAAUAAUGAAAUGUGAAAUAUUGCAUAUCCUUAUCCUUCUAAGUUUUGGAAAUCAGAUUUAGAUGAUUGUAUUCUGGAUAGCACUACUGUUGACAAAUAUGAUGCUUUCUGUUUACAUGGUGCUACAUAUGUCAGAAAUGAAACUUAUAUCAAUAUAAAAUUUUACUUGAAUUAAACAAGUUGGAUUUGAAGGUCUUUCAACGUCUUUCUCUGUAAGACACUGAACUAUACCAUCUUGGCUCAUGUGGGGAAAUAAGAAUACAUUUGAGUGUAUGCACUCAUAUUUUCAAUUUUCAGCACUAAAAUCUGACAACUUGCACCAGAGGCUGACGGUUAAAUUGACCCUUAUGGCAUGUGCAUAAAAUGUAAAAAUGUGCUUUAAACUUAAAACCUUCAUGGAGAAGUACAAAAUUUUGAAGUCAGGUACUCAGUUGGACUUCAAGAUUUUAUUUUUAUUUUUGUGUGUGUGUUAAUUUAUGGUUAUCAUAAAAAAUUACUCAAAUGCACAGCCUUUUAAAGUAUACUGUGGGCACAAUUUCUGUGGCCACUGUCUGUGCUAUUAGCCUUCUGCUGUAGCGAAACUGCAACUACGUGUAUAAAUUAUACAAAAGAAAAAAAAUUGUGAGAAAGGUCUUAUAUAAACUUUUGCAUGGUAAUGUGUGCAUUGAGAUCAGAGCUACUGCCAUGACAGUGUGAUGUAACUUAGCUAGUUUUUGAUUCAAGAUUUUGUCUUGUGUAAAUAUAACUUACUUGGGUAUAUAUAUUUUUGUAAUAAAAAUAAGCUUCCGUUUCAUAAA